Molecule: messenger RNA, 542 nt
Organism: Malaya genurostris
Lineage: Eukaryota; Metazoa; Arthropoda; Insecta; Diptera; Culicidae
Exons: 3
Source: RefSeq, a predicted model, not a curated record
UCUAAAGGUGCUGAUAGAGCUUAGUUGAAGUUAGUUUCAAGCAUACCUAGAAGUUCCACACAAGCGUCGGAUCGGAAAGUGCUAGAACAAUAUACAGAGCUUAUUGAGUACUCUUGUCCGAGAUAAACAUACGAGAUGCCAAAGAAAACCAGUCUACAUCACAAGUAGUCAGAGCAAACAAACAAACGAAAAAAAAAAUUCCCGAACCAUGACACGACCGGUUGGCCCUAGCAGAACCAGUACAAUUCUCCGACACCGAAGCUGCAUAUUUUCCGUCACCAGCAUAAUCACACAUGUUUUCCACCCAGCGGUGGCAGCAGUCGUACUUGCAUCGGUGUUUGGAAUGCUGCUGACCGGCAUGGAAGGUGCAUAUGCGAUGUCCGGUUACGGUGCUGGUGGUGCAAAAGUUAGCGUAGUGAAAUCUAUCAAAGGAGAUUCUUUAGUUCUGAAGACGAAAUAUGACUCUAAACUGCACAAAUCGAAAGUGUACAAGCCAGAAAUAUUCAAAACUAAUCGACAGGAAGGAUUUCUGGAAUAUUUCC